This is a messenger RNA of Nerophis lumbriciformis (worm pipefish), 1503 nucleotides long. Lineage: Eukaryota; Metazoa; Chordata; Actinopteri; Syngnathiformes; Syngnathidae. The record is from RefSeq and is a predicted model, not a curated record.
AUGACAAAGGAAAAAAACACCGGGGCGCAAUCGCUCCGGGUUCAUUUUGGGGGGGGCGAUCGGCCCGCCAUUAUUGAAGGUCGCUAUGCCAAUCGCCAUGGCUUAAUCGCCGGCGCCACCGGCACCGGAAAAACCGUCACCCUGCAGGUGCUGGCCGAAGGCUUCUCGCGACUGGGCGUGCCGGUGUUUUUGGCCGACGUGAAAGGCGACCUGAGCGGCUUGGCCGCGGCUGGCAAAGCCAGCAAAGGCGUCACUGGCAGAGUUGAGAAAAUUGGCCUCACUGAGCACUCCCUGGAACCCUCACCGGUGGUGUUUUGGGACCUGUACCAGAAAAGCGGUCAUCCGCUGCGCACCACGAUCAGCGAAAUUGGACCGGUGCUGCUGGCACGGCUGCUGGAGCUUAACGACACCCAGGAAGGCGUGCUCAAUGUCGCUUUCACGGUGGCUGAUGACGAAGGCCUGGCGCUGUUGGAUCUGAAAGACCUGCGCUCCCUGCUGAAUUUUGUUGGUGAAAACCGCAAUGACAUCUCACUACGUUACGGCCAUGUAACCACCGCAUCGCUGGGCGCCAUUGCCAGGCGCCUGCUGACCCUUGAGCGAGCAGGCGGCGAGAAUUUCUUUGCUGAGCCGGCUUUAGAUCUGGCCGACCUGAUGGUGCGCAAUGAUGCGGGCCGCGGCGUAAUCAACGUCCUGGAUGCCCGUCAGCUGAUCAUGAAUCCCAGGCUCUACAGCACGUUUUUGCUGUGGCUGCUGGCCGAGCUGUUUGAAGAACUGCCUGAAAAGGGAGACCUGGAAAAACCCGAGAUCGUGUUCUUCUUUGACGAGGCCCACCUCCUGUUUGACGACCCCCCCAAAGCGCUGUUGGAUCAGGUUGAACAGGUCGUGCGGUUGAUCCGCUCCAAGGGUGUAGGCAUCUACUUUGUGACUCAAAAUCCCCAGGAUGUUCCCGACGACGUGCUUGGACAGCUGGGUAACCGGGUGCAGCACGCGCUACGGGCCUUUACGCCCCGGGAUCAAAAGGUCGUUCGUGCAGCAGCCCAGACCUUUGUGCCUAAUCCGGACCUGGAUACUGAAGCGGUGCUGACUCAGUUGGGCGUGGGCGAGGCCCUGGUAUCAACGCUGCGCGACGGCGGCGUGCCCACGAUGGUGGAUCGCUGUCUGAUUGCCCCACCCCACUCCCGUAUGGGUCCACUUAAAAAGACGGAACGCAAAGCGGUGUUUGACGCCAGCGCGGUGGGUGACAAAUACAACAAGACCAUUGAUCGAGAAUCCGCCUUCGAGCGGUUGGCUGAGCGGGCCGAGCAACGUGUCAAAGCGGCUGAAAAGGCGGCGGCUAAAUCGGCAAAGAAAAAAUCGUCACCGUCAAAAAAGCGCAGCAGCGGUGGGCGGCGACGACAGUCCGGGCUGGAAAAAGCCGUGAAAUCGGCCGCCCGAUCCAUGGGAACAUCGUUGGGGCGCACAAUUUUGCGAGGCAUACUCGGGGCGUUCACCCGAGGACGCUAA